Molecule: messenger RNA, 1356 nt
Organism: Dentiscutata erythropus
Lineage: Eukaryota; Fungi; Glomeromycota; Glomeromycetes; Diversisporales; Gigasporaceae
Source: the annotation of a GenBank genome assembly
AUGGACGCGCUAUACGACUCACAACCUUACCUUACACUAAAAGUGACGCGUCAAUCAGGUCCAAUAUCCAAAGAUAAAAAAGAUACCUCAACAGAGCCUAACAUCGGCAUCAAAGCUGAUCUAAAACCCUUUAACAUUACACAACCAACAAAAAUUUAUAUGAAAGAAAUUACCGAAAGUGAAGCGUCAUUCUCAGUAAAUUCAAGCGCAAACAAUACAACUGAUAAUAUCUACUUAGGUGCAACAUUUGAUAGCUAUUUCACUAUAACCAAUGAAUCAAGCCACUAUGUUCGAGAUGUAGGUUUAAAAGUAGAAUUAAUAACUUCUUCACAACGUUUAUUACUAGCCGAUAACACUGUGAAUGGGCAAAUUUCACUAAUGGAACCUGGUAAAGUCAAUGAAUUCGUUAUAAAACACGAAAUCAAAGAGUUAGGUGUCCAUAACAUAGUUUGUUUGUAUCAAUAUAUCACAAAUGAGGGUGAAAAAAGAUCUUUUAAAAAAUAUUAUAGAUUUCAUGUAUUAAAUCCUUUUGCUGUGAAAACUAAAGUUAAUAAUAUGGGUAACGGAACCGUUUUUUUAGAAGUGCAAAUACAAAAUGUUGCAGAAAGGUUUAUGUAUUUAGAAAGAAUGAAAUUUGAACCUGGCGAAGUAUUUGAUUAUCAAGAUCUGAAUUACGUUGUUAAAGACGAUAGAGAUGGUAGAGCGAAUGAGAUGGCAGAGAUUAAAGUGAAAAAGGCUGAUGAAAUUAAAGAAAAUGAUGUGUGUGAACUUACAGAAAAUGAUGUGUGUGAACCUACAGUUAUACCGCUGGAACGUGAAAGUAUAUUUGGAAAUAAUACUUAUCUUAAUCCUCAUGACAUUCGUCAAUAUUUGUACAUGCUAACACCAAAAUCUGGCAUAGAAGAUCGGAUAGCACGCACAUCAAAUGCGCUAGGAAAACUUGAUAUUGUGUGGAGAUCAAAUUUAGGAGAAACCGGCCGUUUACAAACAUCACAAUUAUCACGUAAAUCUCCGGUGCUCGAUGAAAUAGAAUUAUCAGUAACAACAAUUCCACCGUUGAUACAACUUGAAAUACCAUUUAAAUUAGGAUGUCGAAUUAGAAAUCGAACAACAUCAACAUUUAAAAUAUUAAUAUCAGCGAUAAAGAAUAAAAUGGGAUCAGUUUUGUUGAGUGGACCAAGCAGCGAAUCAUUGGGUGAAUUAUUACCUGAUGGAACUAUUGAUUUUAGCUUAGAAUUCUUCCCGUUAAGUCCUGGCUUGCAAAGAGUUGGCGGAUUAAAGGUUUCAGAUAUGAUAUCUGGAUAUACAAAAGAGAUUGAUCAUUUUACUGAUGUUUUUGUCCUGUUUUCUCAGUGA